Messenger RNA from Macrosiphum euphorbiae (potato aphid), 807 nucleotides. Lineage: Eukaryota; Metazoa; Arthropoda; Insecta; Hemiptera; Aphididae. The record is from the annotation of a GenBank genome assembly.
AUGCAAACUAAUAAUGUAAAAUCAUGGAAAGAAGGAUUUAGAUUUGAGCAGCUUAUGAAGAAUAAAGCACUUCAUUCUGGUAUCCAAAGGUCACCGUACGAGGCAAUGUUUGGAACAGAUAUGAGAGUUGGUUUGACUACACGUUUUCCUAGCGAUUCCGUUGACAAUAUCAUUACUGAAGACGAUCUUGUAAUAUUUUUAAACAAUAUCAAUGAAGAAGACGAAAACGAAGGCGUGGAUGAAACAAAUAAUGUUCAAGGAGUGAAUGAAAAUUGUUGUUCGAAAGCAUCCAAGGACGAAGGAUUAUGUGACUUAAUAUGCUCAAGACAGAAAUCAAUCGAAAAUAAUAGAAAAAAAUCUGAAAUUUGUUUACUGAACCAAGCUGAAAAAAUGAAAUUUAGGUCUAUCCAUAAGUUUCCCCCAGCCAACAUUGGAGACAGUGUGAGAGUCUCUUUACCGGAUGUCGACAGAGCACGAGCAAACCCAAGAAAUAUUAUAUUUGCAGUUGUGUCUAUUGAGGAUGGGCAAUAUUAUAAACUUGGCAAUAAAUAUGGUACUUUGCCACAGUUAUACACCAGAAAUCAAUUUGGUGUUUGUCCUGUGUCUUUAAUACCGCUUGAUGAGGUGGUGCAUGUAGAAAAAUCAUUGAGGGAAAUUGCGAGUCAAAUGUCAGAUGGUGGUGGUCAAAGAUAUAAAAGGUGUUCAUGUAAGGGGAAAUGUGACACCAAUCGAUGUAAAUGUAAAUCAUCUAGCAUUUUGUGCAAUUCAAAAUGUCAUGGAAGCAUGCCAUGUAAUAAUAAAGGAUAA